Messenger RNA from Dromaius novaehollandiae (emu), 1914 nucleotides. RefSeq names its product coiled-coil domain-containing protein 81-like. Gene Ontology annotation, cellular component: centrosome. Lineage: Eukaryota; Metazoa; Chordata; Aves; Casuariiformes; Dromaiidae. The transcript is spliced from 14 exons. The coding region runs from base 1 to 1914 and encodes 637 amino acids. The record is from RefSeq and is a predicted model, not a curated record.
AUGGAGCUCUGGGACGCUGGCCACGGGACGCGGCGUGGGCAGGGGGUGCCAGCGCUCCCCCCGCAGGAGCGCCUUGCUAUCUGGGAAGGUGUGUCUGACUACAUUGUAUGGCAACUGAUGCUGAGCCAGGGAGUCAGGAUUAUUCGGCUGGGCACCUUCAGUGUUGUGAGGGAACAAGUUGUUGGUGGGAAACAUGGUCUUCUGACUGUUCGCAGACCCGUGUUCCAUCUUUCAAAGAAUAUUGCACAGGUUCUCGGCCUCUCCCAUGAUGAGGCCUAUGCUCCUGGUCACAAGGAAAUGGAGCCCCUGAAGUGUGCUCGCAUAGCCUCGGACAUGUCUGUUCCUCGGCAAACAGUGGAGGCUUGCGUAGAAGAGACCCUGCGUGAGUUCUGCCGCUGCCUCAAGAGUGGGCAGAAUGUUGCCUUUGUGUUGAAGGACGUUGGCAUGCUUGUUAUUCAAGGGACCAACGUGAAAAUGAGAUUUUACAAAAGCCUUCUGCAAAGGCUGAAUGGGACUGAACAGCGGCUUGCAGCUCUUCUUGGGAUGCCAGAGAUGAGGGAUUCAGUGCUCUCGCGCACCAAAACUGCUGCUUCCCAGACCCUUUCUGGUCGUGUCUUUGUCUUCCCAGAGUACAAGCUUGAGAGUGUAGCUAGAAAGCCACCUGUGAGGCCCGUGGCAGCUGUGAAGGCCACCCAGGCAGAGGAGAGGGGAAAAGCUGACUGCAGUGGCAGGAAAGGCAAUCUCCCUGCCAACCACCUCCUCUUGAGAGAGCGGCUUCCUGCACGCAGACUAACUGCUCUGAACAUGGAGAAAGGAAAGGGAGACACAGGCAAGGGCAAAGCUCCUCCUGGCAGUGUGCUCCCAGCCAUCGGAGAGAGCUCCUUGAGGAAGGUGGAGAAAGGCAGGAGGAAGCCAAGUGCUGAAGAAUCAUCAGCAAAGCCAAAGGAAAAGAAAGAAAGGGCAGCACUGAAGGCAAAGAGAGACAUGGAAGAGUCAGAGGGGAUCCAGGUUCGGCGGAUGUCAAGGACCCUGACAAACCUGCGGCCUGACCUCAGCCUGCCCACGACCAGCAGGGACGAGAGGGCUGAUGACCGUGCUGGGGAGAAAAAGCCAAGCAUUAAGGAUGUGUACAUCUACCACCUGGGGCCAGAGGAGGAGAUGACGGUCUACGUUUACUUCUCCCACAUAGACGAAGAGGAGAAGAAGAAAGAGCAGCAGUCAUCGCAAGAGACAGUAUAUGGCGAUUCGUUCACUUGCUGGAUGAUGGAGGAGUGGGAGGAAUAUAAAGGAGCAUCAUCUGCAGAGUACAAGGCCAGCAGCACCUCCCCAAAAAGGAUGGUUUCCAAGCAAAGUCUCCAGGCGCUUCAAGCAGCAGUGACGAGCCUAGUGAAGGAGGCAAAGAGUUUUGUAGAAGAGGUGGGAACAAAGAAUGCUACUGAAGAACCCGAGUGCCUCAGUGUGCUCUCAGCCAUCCGAGAGAGCUCCUCAAGGAAGGCGGAGAAAGGCAGGAGGAAGCAAAGGUCUGAAGCCAGACUGCCAGCCGUGAGGCCUCUUGGUAGAAGCCAAGAGAGGGCAGGACAGCAUGCAGGCUUCCUGUCCGCUCUGCAGGGGCAAAGAGAUGUUUGGGAAUCCUCGGCUAACCUGCAGGAGAAGAAAGAAAAGGCAACUCCGAGAGCAAAGGGAGAAAUGGAGGAGCCAGAGAGGACCCAGGUUCGGCGGAUGUCAAGGACCCUGACAAACCUGCGGCCUGACCUCAGCCUGCCCACGACCAGCAGGGACGAGAGGGCUGAUGACCGUGCUGGGGAGAAAAAGCCAAGCAUUAAGGAUGUGUACAUCUACCACCUGGGGCCAGAGGAGGAGAUGACGGUCUACGUUUACUUCUCCCACAUAGACGAAGAGGAGAAGAAGGAAUAG